ACGCUCUUAACGGCCAUCCUGCAAGUUUUAAACAGCAAUAACAAAACAAAAAAUUAAGUAUAAACCGUCAAUGAUAAUUUAGUGAUAACGUUAUGAUACUGAUUACUCGAUAAAUAAGUAUAUUAUUCAAUAUUUAUGUUUCACAACAAAUAACAAUUUGUAAUUUAUAUUUUUUUAUUACUUUAAAUUAGCCAUAUUUUGUAUUGUUAUUUAUUAUUUUUUUAUACAUUUUCUUUUCGGUUUUGUUUGAAUUUUUUUUAUACACAUUAUAUAUAAUCAUUUAUUUAACAUUCACUCAAAAAUGUAAACGAUUAUGAUCAAUAAAAUGGACUGGGUCUCCGUUUCUUUUUACAGUGGUUUUUGUAAAGUAAAAACCUUAAUGUUAAACCUUAUAAUUUAUGAUUGAAUUAAACUCUUGAUGAGCAAUGAAUAUGAAUGGUAAUAUUUGGCGACGGGAGCCUUAUAUUUGUACAACAGAUGAAGUACAAUAUCCAAGGAUGGAACCUGAAGAGCGACUCGCUUGUUGGGCUCAAAGUCAUAACUAUGAAUUAGGGGACAAGAUAGGUGAAGGUUCAUUUGGUAAAGUUUUCAAAGCCUUACACAAAGAAACCAACCAAAUAGUUGCUUUCAAAUUUAUUUUCAAGCUCGACAAAUUAAAAACGUUACAACAGGAAGUUGACAUUCAACAGAAAUUACACCAUCCAAACAUUGUCAAAAUGAUUGAGUCAUUUGGAAAUGAAAAUGGGAUUGCCUUGGUCAUGGAGUUUGUGCCUCGAUCACUUAAAGAAAUCAUAGAAACUGAAGGUAUACUGAGUGAAGAAAGGACACAGGUGAUUAUAUGUCAUCUUGUAUCAGCUUUACACUACUUACACCAGAAAAAUAUUUUACACAGGGAUUUAAAACCACCAAAUAUUUUAUUGGACAACAAUGAUGUUGCAAAAUUAUGUGAUUUUGGUUUAGCAAGGCUUAUGUUAACUGGCACUCAAGUAUUAACUCAAGCAUCACUCAAAGGAACCCCUCUUUAUAUGGCUCCUGAAGUGAUAAAUUCUCCUGUUAUACCUCCAAUGUACAAUCAUAAUGCAGAUUUAUGGUCAUUGGGAUGUAUAGCAUAUCAUUUACUAUGUGGAAAACCUCCUUUUGAUACAAAAUGUUUGAUGCAUUUAGUUCAAAUGAUGAAAGAUCAACCAAUAAUUUGGCCAGAUACUGUGUCAGCUGUUUGUCAGAACUUUUUAGAACAACUAUUGCAAAAAAAUCCGUUACAAAGGUUAACGUGGCCUGGCCUAUUAGAACAUGAAUUUUUAAAAAACAACGUAUACGUGAUAGAUAUGGAUCAAAAUGAGGAAAUAGAUGUCUCAACAGAAUUUGAUAAUAUUGUGUCACCAUUAAACUCAAUGAAAAUAAAUGAAGAAGAAGAAGAAGAUGUAGAAGAAGAAGAAGAAGAAGAAGAAGAAGGGGACAAAGAACCCUCGGAUUCUUCUACUGGUCAUGAUUUUACAUCUAUAGAAGACACAACUGAAGAGGACUUGCGUUCAAGUCAAUCAGGUUGGUGUUCUGAAACUUGUCAAGAGUUAGAUGUGGGUUGUGAUAAAUCUAACUCUAUGACCGAUAUUACAACAUCUAAUGAUUUUAUGAGCGAAGAAUGGAUUGUAUUUCUACGACAAAGUGCUUCUGAAGUUGUUUCUGGGAAUAUAACAUCUAUGACUCAAAAAAGUUUUAUUCUGGUAGUAUUGUCUCCCUUAAAAAGUGGUACCAUGUCUUCCAAAUUAUUACACUAUGUUGUUACUGUUCUAGCAAUACCUUUUGUUACUCCAAAUAUUCAACAAACUGAGAAAGACUUAAUAACUAAAAUCUAUAUUGAAACUCAAGUCAUUCCGUGUUUAAUGCAAGCAUUUUCUAAUGCUAUCAAAUCUCCUACACGUAACUGUGUAUCACCUGCACCACCUGACAGUAUUGGCAUUCAAGAAUUAGGCAGUCUAGAAUCGGUGCUUCUAUUAGUAGAAGGAUUAUGCUUGGACAAACCUAUGGAAUGUCUUAAGCAACUUACUGAGAGUAUCUAUUUUUUGAAAAUUCUACCAUUAUUACAAAAAUGUUUAUCUUUGAGUCAUGGUAAUACACAUUUAGUUACUAAUACAAUUGCCGUAUUGAUAUUAACUUUAAUAUAUUUGCCAUGCAACAUUGGUUUAGUGCAAGACAUAGUUCUUGGGAAACAUUCGGAAGGUAGAAUUUCAAAUGUUGAGCUACAUAAAUUGCUUAGAAACAAUGAAGACCCGUCCAUAAGAGAAAGAACAUGUGUCCUUUUAUUACAUAUGACUAGACUAGAUCCUAUUUGUCUUCAAGAAAUUUGGCAUCAAACUCUUACAAAUGAUAUCGAGUUUUUAAAAAGUGACCCAUGCCCCAAUGUUGUCCAGGCUGCUAUUUAUACAUCUGAACUAUUGAAGAAAACACAAUUUUACCAAGUGGAAACAGAACAAUGAGAGUAUAUUAUCAUAAUUAAAUCAAUACACUAUGGUUGUUUUUAUUUGAAGUAUUAUCAUACAUUAUUUUAUAUUGUAUAAGGAGUGAAAAAGUUAAAUUUAAAUAAGGAUUGAGCCAUAAGAAUAAUGAUAAAUAAUAAGUAACGAUAAUAGUUAUUUAAAUAUAAAUACUUUUUGUAUAAAUUGAUUUAUGACGAAAAUACAAUAUGCUAAAUAGUCAUAAUAAUUAAAUCAUUUGUUUUUAUAUACUCAUAAGCAAGAUAAUAGAUGUAACAAAACGAAAUAUGAUGUAAAUUAUAUAAUAAUAGUAACAUCCAUAUAGUUUUGUUCGCCAAAAAUAACAGAUAUAUGAGGCAAACACUUAUUAUAGAUAAGAUUAACUGUUUUUCAAUAUUAUGCAAACUACUCGAAUAAAAAUAUGGGACAGGAAUAUAAAAUAAUAUUUAUAUAGUUUUUAAAGACGAGUGUUUAUUCUAACAGGAAUAUUAUUGGGAUCUAAACCAAAUAUUCCACAACAUAUCAACAUGUAAUAAUGAUUUCCCCACCUAAUACAUUUUCAAGUACAUACAAAUCAUAAUUUCUUAAGCUUCAUAAAUACGAUUAUAAAAAUUGUAUGCACGGGGGCCUUGUGUGUCACGGUGGUCAGCCUCAGUCACUAACGUGUUAUGAGGUCAAGCAUCGGCUGGUAUUGCAAGUUCCCGGACCACCUUGGUUUUUAGUGACAAAUCCUCGUCCCACAUCAUGUGUUCGGUGUUCCUCAACCAACCAUAACCCCUUACAUAUUGUUUGUACAUCUUAAAAUACUCAUAACUAGCUUUAAAAUUAAAAUAUAAUAAAAUGCCCAUGAGAUGCCCUAGAUAAAAACCUUACCUUUAAAUUUUAUAACCGGUCAUUUCACUCUAACUUUAGAAAUUAUUAUUAUUAUAAUCAUUAUAUGAACAUAGAAUUUGCCAUGUUGCACAUUGUUCAGAGAAAGAAAAUAAAUAGUGCGCUGACAUUCUCUUAAGAUCAAUAAAAAAAUUGAAUGUUUCUUAUUAAAUAGUUUAUUCUCUUAUGGUGGUACCUAAAUCACUAACUUCACAACAAACAUACAACUAUUUAUAAACGUAAUCAUUAUUGUAUUAAAAGAUAUAGUCAUGUGUGUUACUUUUAAUACAUAUCUAAUUAAUCGUUCCAUCUCUCACUUUAUAACUAUUAUAUCAAACUAAUAUGAUGUUUAAUUCAUCAUAUCAUAAUAUUUUAUUUUUUGUUUUUCUUGAGCUUAAUAGUAAAUUGGUUUUCUUACUAUCCCUUUUCACAUUUAACCUUUUCAAGUUUUUUUACUUUUUGAUCAUUUUAUCAUACCAUAAUUACAUCCUAUCAGCGAUUAUGUUCCUUACCAUCCCUAUCAUACGAUACACCAAGUAUAUUUCAGGGUAACAUUUUUAUUUUAUUUUAUUUGUUUUUAAUUUUAAGUUCAUAUAGAAGUUAUUGAUGUAUGAAUAUAACACAAACUUGAAAAUAAUCUUUUUUAAAUCCAGGGUAUACCCUAUUAUCUUGACCGCUUUUUCACGACAUAGGUGGAUUAACAUUAUGUAACAAUUUUAUUGCUUUUCAAUCUUAAAACAACGCUUACAAAUUAAUGAGCUUAUCACAAGUACCUAUAUUUUUUGAGAAUACGUCAGUUAUUGAUCUGACCAUUAUAUUGUUAUCUUCUUAAGUGUUCCAGCUUAAACUAUAAACAGUAUAAACACUUCAAAUAAAAUUUCAAAUGUGAAAUUACCUACACUUGGAAAGCAAAAAAUCCGAUUACAUUAUAAUUCACAGAUAGCAAUAUGUGGUAAUAUGUGUACAUAAAAAAGUAUUAUAAAAAUUAUCUGGUUGUUAUGAAAAGAAUAAUAGAUAAAGAAUUUUAAUUUAACAAUUUUGCAAAAAAAUAAUGAACAAUAAUAAUAUUUUAAUUUUUUGCUAGGCAUAAUACAUAUUAAAUACAGCCUUACAAGUAAAAAAAAAAACAUUACAAACCAUUUUGAUGAAAUAUACUAAUUAUAUCUGUCAUAAUGUUUGUUAUAAUUAUUUGGUCUGACAUUUAUUGUAUCUGUUUUGUUAUAAUAUUCUAAACUAUAGUCAGAAGUGUCUAUGAUCUCACAAAUAAAGGACUAAAAC
Messenger RNA from Metopolophium dirhodum (rose-grain aphid), 4619 nucleotides. RefSeq names its product serine/threonine-protein kinase fused (gene fu). The transcript has 10 exons. The record is from RefSeq and is a predicted model, not a curated record. Gene Ontology annotation, cellular component: cytoplasm. The coding region runs from base 426 to 2474 and encodes 682 amino acids. Gene Ontology annotation, molecular function: ATP binding; protein kinase activity. Gene Ontology annotation, biological process: protein phosphorylation. Lineage: Eukaryota; Metazoa; Arthropoda; Insecta; Hemiptera; Aphididae.